CUAAAAAAAAAGAGGACAUUCGGAUAAAAUGUCUGCCUGAGGGUGUACGUGACAGUGUACAUGGUUAUUGGUCUAUUCGCCAGGGUUAUAACUGGUCCCAGUAUACACACAUUGUGAUUCGUCUGAGAGGUGAUGGACGCACCUAUGGACUAGGCUUGCAAUCACUAUAUAAAAAAACUCACAUGCUAGACUUAAGCAUGGGCCUCACUGCAAAUGACCAGUACCAUUAUCCCAUGUUUACCCGCGGAGGGCCAUACUGGCAAACUGUCAAGAUUCCCUUCAGUAAGUUUUACCUAAGUCACAAAGGCACAGUACAGGAUAAGCAAUCACGAAUGAACAUCUCGGAAGUGGGCUUUUUCUGUAUAAAUCUUAUGGACAAUGUUAACGGCCCAUUCAACCUAGAAAUUGAUAACAUUGCUCUCCUCAGAGAUGAAAAUCACCAGGAAGAGCAUGCUUAUGAACUGUAUCAACUGGAGGACUAUGUUGUUGGUGUUUACUGAGAGAUAAAUUAACAAUACUAGCAAUAUAAUAUAUGUUGUUUAUUGAAAAAAUACCAGUAUUGUCCGAGACAUUUUCAAUGUACUGAUAUAUAUAAAGCAUUGCUGCGACACCA
Molecule: messenger RNA, 613 nt
Organism: Ostrea edulis (European flat oyster)
Lineage: Eukaryota; Metazoa; Mollusca; Bivalvia; Ostreida; Ostreidae
Product: complex I intermediate-associated protein 30, mitochondrial-like
Exons: 3
Coding region: 183-500 (105 amino acids)
Biological process (GO): mitochondrial electron transport, NADH to ubiquinone; mitochondrial respiratory chain complex I assembly
Cellular component (GO): mitochondrion
Source: RefSeq, a predicted model, not a curated record